AUGGAGGAUCAUCCUGAAGAGGAGGACAUCUUCAUUGGAAAGGCCACACUCACACCCAACCAGGUGGAUCUGCCAGUUAGUACUGGUGGCUUGCUUGGCGGAACCGCAGGUAGGGACUCGCCCGACCACGUGCUCACCAAGAAGCACGUGUGCACAAACCCCAAUGCUGGAAGUUCGGUACUGCUAUACAACCUGCACUCGGACUCCGAUGGGAGCGCUGACGAAUACGGGGAGGACAAUCAUGACAUAGUUCCAGAUGAGAGAAUGCCUACGUGGGUGACUCGUGUACGUGGACGGUUGGGUCUCUCUAGUCUCUCUAUAGUGGCGAGUCUGAUACUCGUGUGUAUAGUUGUGGGGUUGGGUGUGCACGUGCUGCUGUCUGAUUCUGGGUCUGAUUCCGAGUUGUCGAACUCUGGGAUGCCCUCUGUGCACAUACAGUCGGAAACACUUGCGCAUAAUACGACGCACACCAGUGCCGUAGUAGACGUAAUCGCUACUGGGUCUCUUACGGCUGCAACGGAAAGUCUAGACAACAUACUACACCCCACUUCUGCCGAUGUUGGCUCUACCGCCACUACAGCCACCGCUUCUGCCGACCUAUACACUACCGGCGUUGUCACCCCUUUCACUGAAGUAGGUGUCUCUGGUUCUGUCGCCCCCGUAAUAACAAGUACUACUACCACUACACUCAACUCCCCUACUGCUGUAGCUGAGACUUUAGUAGUCCACCCCACAGCGCCUUGCCCGGUCAUUGUGUGCGGCGUUUGUUUUGUGAGCAUCGCUCUGGGUGUACAGGGACACCUCGCCACGUGCACAGCCAGUGACGAGACAGCUGUGGUGGUGCAUAUCAUGACGAGUACGUAUGUCCUGUACGAGCCUAUAGUCUUGGGCAACCACACAGAGACAGGGUUUACCAGCUCAGAAGGCCACACGCCGGCGCCUACCUACAUUACACUUUCGGGCUCCCGUUAUACCGCCAGUGCCGCGGACCAUAGUGCGCCUGUGCUCGUUGCCAUGUUUGGCUAUCGAGUGGGCGACGACGGUUGGCGUGGCACUUCAGACACUUUAGAACAGAGCCACGACGAGUUACGAGAAGUAAGUGGAGGCUCAGAUAACCAUACACGAAGCGAAGCCGUGCAGAUGUACCGAACUGAUUGA
Messenger RNA from Sphaeroforma arctica JP610, 1158 nucleotides. RefSeq lists its product as hypothetical. NCBI's taxonomy places the organism in Eukaryota, Ichthyosporea, Ichthyophonida. Bases 1 to 1158 code for a protein of 385 amino acids. The record is from RefSeq and is a predicted model, not a curated record. The transcript has 2 exons.